AAUGCUUUCAUUCAGUGUCAUGACUCCAUACUACAGUGAGGAAACUGUCUACUCAAAGGGUGAUCUUGAGAUGGAAAAUGAAGACGGUGUAUCAAUCAUUUACUACCUCCAAAAAAUUUAUCCAGAUGAAUGGAAUAACUUCAUGGAACGUCUUGGGUGUAAAAAGGAAUCAGAGGUGUGGGAAAAUGAUGAAAACAUCUUGCAGCUACGUCAUUGGGCCUCCUUAAGGGGACAGACUCUCUGCAGAACAGUUAGAGGAAUGAUGUACUACAGGAGAGCUUUGAAGCUUCAAGCAUUUCUCGACAUGGCUUCAGAAGGAGAGAUUCUUGAAGGAUACAAAGCUGUUACAGUACCAUCUGAGGAGGAUAAGAAAAGUCAAAGAUCAUUGUAUGCUCAAUUAGAAGCUGUGGCUGACAUGAAAUUCACUUAUGUCGCUACCUGCCAGAAUUAUGGAAAUCAGAAGCGAAAUGGAGACCGGCGUGCAACUGAUAUUCUGAACUUGAUGGUCAACAACCCCUCUCUCCGUGUAGCAUAUAUUGAUGAAGUCGAAGAACGGGAAGGUGGAAAAGCUCAGAAGGUUUACUAUUCAGUGUUGGUGAAAGCAGUUGAUAAUCUUGAUCAG
This is a messenger RNA of Nicotiana tabacum (common tobacco), 622 nucleotides long. Lineage: Eukaryota; Viridiplantae; Streptophyta; Magnoliopsida; Solanales; Solanaceae. The record is from RefSeq and is a predicted model, not a curated record.